This is a messenger RNA of Cryptotermes secundus, 954 nucleotides long. RefSeq lists its product as uncharacterized. NCBI's taxonomy places the organism in Eukaryota, Metazoa, Arthropoda, Insecta, Blattodea, Kalotermitidae. Bases 1 to 954 code for a protein of 317 amino acids. The transcript has a single exon. The record is from RefSeq and is a predicted model, not a curated record.
AUGGUAGUAAGACUGGAUAUCGCCGCCGGAUGGCCGGAACGACGGUCAAAUACAAAUUUUACGCUGCAGACCGUGUCUAGAGGAUCCCCACCCAUCCUGAAAGAAGUUCUGUUGACCCUUACCCUAGGACGCCGACCGAUAACAAUGUGGGUUUUCGUCGCGAAUAUCACUGAUGAGCUCAUCCUGGGACUGGACAUACUGCGAGCCUACGAUGUGUCUGUGGACAUAGGACGCCAAACUCUGUGUCUGGCGGAAGAAGUAUUGUUAUGGAGUCCAGGGGCAAGGCCCCGUCCUUCCAGCUUAACAGUGGCAAAGGACCAAGUGAUUCCCGCACAGAGCGAGGGAAUAGUGUUGGCUAGAAUGGAGAAUAAUCUGAUAGUAGAAAAUGGUCUAGUACAGCCAAGCCCGCAGGCCCAUCCGACUGAUGGAAUCUACGUAGCCAGGACCCUAGUUCAGGACUGUCAAGAAGUACCAGUGAGGGUCAUGAAUGCUACCCGCAGGGACCAAAAGCUCAGGAAAGGAUCUCCUCUGGCACACUGUGAGCCAGUAACACUCAUGGCUUUGCCCGAUGUGGGGCAGCCACCAGCACCAGGCCUAAAACUGAAAUUAGCUGACGUGACCACAGCGGCGAAGCCACACCUAAGCACCGGAGAAUUUCAAGAGUUAGAGGAUCUCGUGUCCGAGUUCGCGGAUAUCUUUGCGAGGGACAAAGAAGAUUAUGGAAGGACAAACAAAGUAUAUCACCGCAUAGACACGGGAGACGCCCAUCCAAUUCGACAGCCACCGAGGAGAGUAUCCCUGGCUAAACAAGCAGAGGUAAAAGAAAUGCUUGACAACAUGCGAGGACAAGGGGUUAUAGAAGAAUCGGACAGCCCUUGGUCGUCCCCGGUCGUUUUAGUCAGAAAAAAAGAAUGGGUGGAGAAUUCCGUUUCUGUGUGGACUACAGAAAGCUGA